Rotaria sp. Silwood2 is the source of this 2096-nucleotide messenger RNA. The record is from the annotation of a GenBank genome assembly. Lineage: Eukaryota; Metazoa; Rotifera; Eurotatoria; Philodinida; Philodinidae.
UUUCGAUCUAACUUUCUAGCACGUUUUUCCGAGACACUCGUUUUCAACAAAUUCACCUUGAAAGACUCAACAGAGCUCAAUACAGGUAUGAUUCAUCAUACUGAGUCGAAUAGUGAUGUUUGUUGUCAGUUUCAAAACUAUUUGAGAUCAUUAUUUUAGUAUUUUGUAUACUGCAUCAAUGAAUAGUGGCGUAUGACAAUGCACAGACAUACAAAAAAAAACUUUCAUUUAGAGCUUUUUCAAUGACAAGUAUUUGUCGAAAUAAUCAAGGACUAUAUGUACAACAUUUCUAUUAUUACCUAUGGUAUUAGAAAUGUUUAGAAGAAGAGAUAACGACAAUGAGUCCAGUCUUCAAGUACACAAAAGAUAAAUAAUUAGAAAAAAAGAACAUUUUUGUCUUAUUUGUGUCUUUUACUGUGUUGAAAGACGUUGAUAUAGAGAAUAGUGGGGUACGUUUCGAAAUAUACAAAAAAUUGAGUAGUGAUGAAAGAAAAGUUUAUUUUUAUUUUUUAUUUUUCUAGACAAUGAAAUAUAUUUAUCGAUGGUUUAUUUUAAUAAUUUUAUUGAUGAAAUAUUCAUUGACUAAAGGAAAAAUAUAUUUGGUCUCGAACUAUGGUGCUUAUCCAAAUGAUGAUCUUGAUGAUACAAAUGGAAUUCAAUUAGCUAUUAAUGAAGCAAUCAAUGAUGAAUUCGUUAGUAAUAUUGUUUUUGGAUAUGAUAUAUAUUCAAUAUCAUCAACAAUUUUAAUAUUUAAUGCAGCUAAUUUAACAAGAAGAGGCGAAGGAAUUAAUCAAACAUUUCUAAUUGGUUAUAAUCAAGUAUCAAUCUUUUUUGCUCAAUAUUGUCAAGGAUUAAAAUUGACUUCAUUUUCCAUUGAUUAUAAUUCACUUCCAUUUACAGCUGGUUAUAUAGUUAAUGUCGAUGACAAAUAUGUACAUAUUCAAGUUGUACCACUUCAUCAAGCUGAUAUUAAUCGACAAGUUCAAGCUAUUCUUCGAUAUGAUCCAAUACAAAAUGAGAUCAGCUUUUGUAUAUUACGUUUACCAUUGAGAUCGUCUACACAAUUUCUUAAAGGAGAUCCUGUUGUUGCUCGUUAUGUUAUUUAUGGUCAAGAUAUAACUGAUAUUACUAUUCAAUCGAUAACUAUUUAUACAUCAUGGGGAAUGGGUUUUGUUACGUUAAGAGCUAAACGGUUAAAUAUUAAUAAUUAUUACGUUCUACCACAAAAUGGACGUUGGAUGAGUAUAAUUGUAGAUUGUAUGCAUUUUACAGAUACAAGAGAAUAUGUUUCUAUAUCUGAUAGUAAAUGUCAAGCGAUGGGUGAUGAUGCAAUGAAUUGGACUGAUCCACUUGAUGUUGGAGUUGGUACAAGUUUAGAGUUUAGUAAUAAUCAACAACCAUUUACAGUUCAUGAUAAUGGAACAAUUGCUUUAUUAAUAUUUAAUUCUACAAAUUCACGAAAAAUAAUUUUUACAAAUCCAGUAUCUGUCAAUGUUGGUGAUUGGGCUUGUGUUGCUAAUACACCUACGUUAACUAUACGAAAUUUUACUGUUGCAAAUAAUCGUGCUCGAGGAGUUUUGUUAGAAACAAGAAAUAUUGAUAUAAGACAAUCAUUAUUUUAUCGAACAAGUGGACCUGCUGUUCUUAUUCAACCAUCAAUGUAUUGGCAUGAAGGAAAAGGUAUAAUUACUAUAUUACCUGAUUCACCUCAAUUAGUUCCAGUAAUUAAUGAUAUUCGAAUAGAAUCUUCAACAUUUUAUUUUGGAAUACACAGUCAAGAACUUUUACAAUGUGAUAAUACAAAUAAAUUAUUUAUUAGUGGAAAUUAUAUCGCAACAAAUAAUUCCAUACCUCUAAUAUCAAUAUGUAAUAGUCGAAAUAUUUCUGCUGAGAAUAAUUGUGUUGUUAAUAAUCAAACAAAAAUUGAUGAAUAUUAUACAUUUGAUGAAACAAAUCUACGUUUGAAAAAUUUAAGUAGUUUAAUUGAUUUACCACCAUCAGCAUUUAAUUCAUCAUUUCCUCUACCUGUGAUCAGAAAAGAUGUCUUUCUUUACAAUCAUCAAUAUCAAUUAAAUAAAAGAAACUAUUUUCAGUAG